Messenger RNA from Fraxinus pennsylvanica, 306 nucleotides. Lineage: Eukaryota; Viridiplantae; Streptophyta; Magnoliopsida; Lamiales; Oleaceae. The record is from the annotation of a GenBank genome assembly.
AUGGCCACCCAAGCAGCUAACCUGAUGUUUCAGUGUGCUUUUGAGGGAAGUUUAUCAAUGUGUGACAUGGAUAUUGAGCGGAGGCCAUAUCAUCGCAAUUGCACGUGUGCACUGCACAAACAGAAGACCACCUGCUCAAAUGCUGUUUCACGUAGGAGGAACAUUACGUUCCCCAAAAAAGAAUUAUGGAAUAAAUGUUCCUUAAUUUCCAUAUCAGCUUCCACUAUCUCUUCUAGAUCUUCUUACUUUGGGGAUUCAUCAGUUAGAAGUAGCGAGCAUAGCAAUGAGGAUUCAGGUAGGUUGUAG